Messenger RNA from Hylaeus volcanicus, 1901 nucleotides. Its product is annotated as 26S proteasome non-ATPase regulatory subunit 5. The record is from RefSeq and is a predicted model, not a curated record. Gene Ontology annotation, cellular component: cytosol. NCBI's taxonomy places the organism in Eukaryota, Metazoa, Arthropoda, Insecta, Hymenoptera, Colletidae. Gene Ontology annotation, biological process: proteasome assembly. The coding region runs from base 37 to 1551 and encodes 504 amino acids. The transcript has 2 exons.
UUGAUACUAUAUGCAUUCGUUAAUAAAUCGCUGACCAUGGCGGAGUUGUUACAAUCAAAAAUUGCUCGUCUUGGCGAACUAAGUUCUGCCGAAGAAAAACAUAAUAUCCUCUCAGAGAUUAAAAUCAAGUUGGGCAGUUUAAAUAAUACCGAAGCCGAGCAGGUCUCCCGUCAUCUAGACAUCGGUCCAUUGUUUACUCAGUUAACCACAAAUGACAGUGAAUUUGUAAAUCAAGUGUGCGAUAUUUUGAAGACGCUAUUCGCUCUGUUAAAGCCCGAGGAAGUAUACGAAAAAUAUUCUGUACAAUUAUCUCAAUUGAUAACACAUUCAGAUGCCAUAGUUAGGUCUAUCGUAUUGCAUGAAAUUUCAUGCAUUGCAUCCAGUCCAGAGAAGAUAUCUUUAUUUACUGGAAAUGUUGGUUUACUUGUUGCUAUCAUAAAUAGGAUUGCAGAUGAUGACUUGGCAGUAGCAGAACAUGCUAUGUCUAUAAUGAAAGAAAUUGGUAAAAAUGUGAAUGGUUUGCGGAUUAUCUAUUCGGGCGAACUGUUACGAAGUUUUGCUAGAUUAUUGGUAAAAAAUGACACUGUUAGUUUUCGAAUAUACGAAGUUGUCGUGGACAUAGCAAAAUCUUCUAAGGAAGGUUUGGAGGCAUCUGCUAGAUCAGGAUUUUUGAACAGUUUAUUCGAGGUUCUUGAGAACAAUGAUAUAUUGCUACAGGUAAACGCAUUAGAAAUUUUAACGCAAUUAGCAUUAAAGGAAGAAGGAUUGAGUUACUUAGAACAGCAAGAUGUGUUGAAGAAACUGGUUCAGAAAGUAGCCAAAACCAAUGAAAAUCCUUUGUCGAAUUUACUAAUUCCUGGUCUAAUGAAAUUUUUCGGCAACGUUGCGCGUCACUGGCCCAACGAAAUCUUUUCAAAAUAUCCAGUUGUAGUGUCCGCGUUGUUCGAAGUAAUAGAAAGCGGCGAUCAAGCUAUUCUCGGUGUUGCGUUAGAUACGUUGGGAUAUGUUUCCGCGAGCGUGGAAGGUAAAUACGCUUUACAAGCUUUGGGAGAAGCAAUGCCAUGCGCGUUAAAAAAAAUUGCCGAAGUCAUACAGAAAAUGCCUACGAACUUAAGAAUUCGUGGACUCAACAGUUUAGCUCUUAUACUCAAUGUACCGAAAGCAGAGCAGGAUAAUAGAAUUUUGUCGUUAACAAAAUCUUGGUUCGAUUCUCUUUGCAACGAUCCGCUGGAUAUGAUCGUAGCGUUGUGUAGACAACCGUUCGCGGACAUCAGACAAGCGUGUUUAGAGGUAUUGGCAGUUGUAGCGUCGCAGGUGUGGGGACAAGAAUACAUAUCCACUUAUCCGGGCCUUGUAGAAUUUUUACUGAACAGAAACCUUGAAAGCUUCAAAGAAUGUAAGGAUGCCAAAUACGAAGUCGUUACACAGCUGUCGCAAGCUGAGCAGGAUAUAUUCGAUGCGAGUACGAUGCAGAAAAUUAAAGAAUUUAUCGAUCAAGGACCGUACUAUGUUGAAAUCCAUACCGAGGUUGCGAUAGAAGGUGGCCAAUAAAAUAUAUUAAUUUUAUACGAAGACGUCACGAUGCGUGAAGAAACAAAUAAUUUUUCACAUAAAGUUUUUACAAAAAAUAUAUCUUUAUUUAGUUUUCGUAUGUUACGCACGAAGAGGUAUGUAUUCUUUGGUGGGGUGAGAAUAUGCGAACAUACAAAGACAAAUAAUUUAUUUUAUAAGUAACAUUACAUAGAAAAGUUAAGACUACAUGUUUUUGCGGCAAUGCAAAAGCGCACGUGAAUUUUACACCAUGUUUGUAUCGUGUCAAUGUUCUCUCGUUGAUACAUGAUAUCUUGGUUUUUUUUUUUUACAUCAAUUACAUACAAUAAAAACAUAUAUAAAUAACUUAA